ACCCCCUAUGGAGUGCCAGUUUACUUGCGCGUGACCCAGAUGCAAUACAAGCUUCUCAUCAGAGAUAUUUCCAGAUUUCUUGAAAGUGGCGCCAAUGUAAUCACAACAUGUACAUACCAAGCUAGCAUUGAGGGAUUCUGUCAAAACCUCCUCAUCUCACCAGAGGAGUCACUUGAGCUGAUAAAGAGAGGUGUCAAGCUGGCACAGAGUGCAAGGACAAUGUACAUGCAACAAAAUCCAGAUGUUAUGCAGUGCCCUCUAGUGGCAGGAUCUGUUGGACCAUAUGGAGCAAGUCAGCAUGAUGGGUCAGAGUAUUCAGGAAACUAUGUAGAAGAUAUGAGUAUUAAGGAGCUAAAGGACUGGCAUCGACCAAGGGUAAGGGCUCUCCUUGAUGCAAGGGUUGACCUCCUUGCAUGUGAGAGCAUACCUGCACUGAAGGAAGCACAAGCGUUAAUUGAACUUCUCUGUGAAUUCCCACACGCCAAAGCAUGGGUGUCAUUUACAUGCAAGGAUGGCUGCCACACUAGCCAUGGGGAUUCAUUUGCUGCUGCCUUCAAUAUUUGCAUGCAAUAUGACCAGGUCGCUGCAGUGGGCAUCAAUUGCACUCAGCCAAAAUAUAUUUCACUAUUGUUAACCAGUGUUAGCGACUUGCCUCCGUGUAAACCGAUCAUCGUUUAUCCAAACAGCGGUGAAGACUGGCAAGCACAGAAAGGGUGGUCAGGGAGAGGGUCGUGCAUCCCACUCGACCAUUAUGUGGAGGACUGGGUAAACCUAGGAGCACGCUGGAUCGGUGGCUGCUGCAGAGUAACUCCAUGUGACAUAACUGCUAUCAGACAAGUAGUAGACAAACUACGUGACAAGAGAAAAACUGCAUAGUCAAUAAAGAUAACUGCAAAGUGAGAGAGGAGCAAUCACGAUAGGAGUUCUAAUGAAUUGCUAAUUAUAUAGUGCAAGAAUGCCAUUACCGGCUAAUGUUGCAAUGGAUUGUCCAGUGUGUGUAUAAUAGUGAUUGUCAGUUUAGCUGGAAACCAAUAUUUCGUUCAAUAUAAUUUUAUUUUAAAUAUGGAAGUGAUUUUACAAUUUACAGUAACAUGUUGAGUUGGCUCUUAAAAAACCAGGCAAUGUAUAUGCCAUCAACAAAACCAGUUAGCAAGGACUGUAAUGUGUCGUUUCUGUUUGCAUGAAGCAAACAACAUAGUCGCCGUAAAAAAUUGCUAGACCAGCUGUGUUCUUUACUUACAUUGCGAUUGUCAGUAAUUUAGCCACACUUUGUCAGAUUGGUAGUUUCCAGCCACCAAGGUCAACCUAACAACACAUGUCAUUGAUUUGGCUAAAUGAUCCUAUUAACUGAAUUCGCGGCUGUUCUUAUGUGGGUCAGCGUGGCUUUUUGUAUUUGAAUUACAGAAGCGAAAGUAUGUAUUACUGAAUGAAUGCUCAGUGGUGUUGUUUCACAGAGUACAACUAUAUUGUUGUUUUAAAUUUGUCAUAGGGAGCUGGUGUGCUGCAUAUUCAGAGUCAUUAUCAUAAACUCUUAAUUAUGUAUUCAACUCUUAUAUAGCUCAAUAUAAGAUUUGGUAGUUUGCUGUAGUUUUAUAAAAGAUACGGGUGAUUUUGUAUUUCUGAAAUAUAUACAUAGAAAAUAAGGCCUGGACAUUUAACUACAAUUAAUUACAAGAUAAUAAAAAUUAUAUAGUGAUUUGAUAUUUA
Messenger RNA from Priapulus caudatus, 1707 nucleotides. RefSeq names its product homocysteine S-methyltransferase-like. The transcript is spliced from 6 exons. The coding region runs from base 40 to 876 and encodes 278 amino acids. Gene Ontology annotation, biological process: S-methylmethionine cycle. Gene Ontology annotation, molecular function: S-adenosylmethionine-homocysteine S-methyltransferase activity. The record is from RefSeq and is a predicted model, not a curated record. Lineage: Eukaryota; Metazoa; Priapulida; Priapulimorpha; Priapulimorphida; Priapulidae.